Messenger RNA from Entrophospora candida, 1098 nucleotides. Lineage: Eukaryota; Fungi; Glomeromycota; Glomeromycetes; Entrophosporales; Entrophosporaceae. The record is from the annotation of a GenBank genome assembly.
AUGAAAAUUAUUAUAAUAAAUCAUGUGAAAUUAUUUAUCGUGAUACUAGCAACAUUUAUCUUUUUAUGUUCUGCGCAAUUCCCGGGAGGUCCAAAAGGUGGCAGUGGUAGUAGUGUACCGCCUAGUAUGUCUGGAGGAAUGCCUGAUGGUGAUGAUGGUGGCAGUGGUGGUUUUGAUCCAUCAAGUUUAAUCGGAGGUAGUAAUCCAAAAUCUGGUGGUAAUGGUGGAUUUGAUCUAGGUAAUGCACUAGUACCAUUUACAGGUGGUGGCGGUGGUCAACUGACAGCAUCGCCAUCACCAAAUCCUCAAGAGGGAGGUUCCGGCCAAAGCCCAGCUGCCAGUGGCAAUAAAUCUCUUGCUAAUUCACCUCAAAGUAAAGUACCUCCACCAUCUACUGGAAGUUCUAAUGAAGCGCCUGUUGGUGCUGGAAAAACUCCAUCGCCUGCACCGGAUAUUCGUAAAACUGCUUGGCAAGAAAAAGAAAAGGCUUGUAUUUUAGUAAAUGGACCACCAAAUAAUACGAUGAUUUUACCUGAAAGCAAACAACGUAUAUCAUGGAAUCAAUCACCUUGUCAAAUGAGCGCAAGGGUUGUUGGAAUGUUUCAUGUAUUUUUGUAUAAUAAUUUGCAAAUUGUCCCUGAUGCAAAAAAACGAGAUUUAUUCAAAAGAGAUUAUUCACCUAAUGGAAAGAUCACAUACGAUUGGGGACCAUAUACAAUUGCUACAAAUCUUACAAACACAACAAACAAUUAUGAUUGGAUUACACCGUAUUUAAAUGAUCCAAGAAUUACGAAUGACUCAAAUUUCUUUAUAAGGGUUGAAACAAUUUCACGAUCAGGUAUUUUUGGUCAAACACCGCCUUUAGGUGGCACAUAUGGUCCAUUUAGUAUCGAGUUACAUGACCCACCAGCAGGUUGGAAUGAAACAGCAAACGGAGGAGUAAUGUUAGCUUCCAGUGGUCAAAAAGUUAAACCUAAUAUUUCACCGCUAUCAUCCGCUAUCAAGAUUUCAAUUAUAAACAUUUCACAUUGGAAGGGAUCUUUAAUUAUUGUUUCAGUUAUUUCGAGUACUUUAUAUUUAUUAUUCUGUAGCAAUUAA